Molecule: messenger RNA, 564 nt
Organism: Fusarium oxysporum Fo47
Lineage: Eukaryota; Fungi; Ascomycota; Sordariomycetes; Hypocreales; Nectriaceae
Exons: 2
Coding region: 1-564 (187 amino acids)
Source: RefSeq, a predicted model, not a curated record
AUGAAUCAGCUUGGUGUUCCAGAGAAUGUUGCUAUGGUGCUGGUCAAUUGCUUCCUUCAGUCCAAAGGCAUUGGGUUUACUCAAAACCACGGCAACGAGACUGGCUUGGGGGAUGAGAAAGCCUUAGAUACAAGUCAGCUCGCGCAGGAAGAACGUGAGCUUCUGACAAUACUACAGACUUUCGAUAAGGAGAGCUCUCAGAUAUAUCAAUCGACUAUUGAGACUGGCGUUCGACAGAAGAUGGCCAGGGAAACACUCGCCAGGACUAUUCUUGAGACUUGGGAAGCCGGUGGCGGAAGCCUAUCGUCUCUACAACACGCUCAUCUCCAAGAGCUCCAAAACGUUUCUGUCAAGCUUUCCGAAGACCUGCACACUUGCAAAACGGAUUUGGCAGCCUCAAAAAAGCGCUCGCAGAAGUUGACAAUGGAAGGAAAGGCCAUUUCUCGCAGCAACGAUCUCAGUGCGGCGGUUUCUGUUCAUCCUCUGGUCGAUCCGAAUGCCAAAGGCCCCAAGCUGAUUAGCCAAGACCAGGAAGAAGAGGACCAGCCUGAUGAUGGUGAGUGA